CCCGAAAAGCAGCAGACACAGAAGCGAGCGAAACCACCACGGAAAGAUCUCCCCAGUCCACACGUCGAAAUCGAUCGAAAUCGAGGGGGCCGGAGAUGGCUGCGGCGAGAGCAGCGGUCCCCAUCGCCGUCUUCCUCCUCCUCGUCCUCGCCGAGGCCGACCCCGCGGCGGCGACGCGCUCGCCUUCGGCCUUCGUGCAGAACGCCAUCUACUCCAAUCGCAUCACCAUCUUCUCUAAAACCUACUGCCCGUACUCUAUGCGUGCUAAGCGUAUAUUUAGAGAUCUCAAGGAGAAUCCUUAUAUUGUUGAACUAGAUCUCAGAGAGGAUGGUAGAGAAAUUCAAAGUGUUCUUCUAGACUUAGUUGGCCGUCAUACUGUGCCACAGGUGUUCGUGAAUGGCCAGCACGUUGGUGGCUCAGAUGAUACAGCAAAUGCUCAUUCUAAUGGACAGCUUCAGAAACUUCUUGGAAAUAGCCAAUCACAGCGAUGAUCUGUAGUUAAGACUAUCAAAUACUCGUGUAUGGCUAACAUGUGUGAGAAGAAGGGGGCCGUCUUUUCUCUUUACACAGGAUCCUUAACAGAAUGUUGCAGCUUCAGCAGUUUUUUUUGCAUGGAAGUGUUGUGACAACGAUUUCUAUGUUUGUGAUUCAUCUGUCAAGCGCAUAUUCUAUUAACUGCUGUGCCGGCUCUGUACUGUUUGUGACUUUGUGUUUAUAAGUUAUUAAUUCCCCUUGUAUUUACAAUGACUAUCAAUAAUAGGUAGUGCGGCUAUGGUUUGUGUAAGUACUUGAAUUUAGUUGACUUUUGGUGAUGAAUUUUGAAUCUGAAA
This is a messenger RNA of Oryza sativa Japonica Group (Japanese rice), 830 nucleotides long. NCBI's taxonomy places the organism in Eukaryota, Viridiplantae, Streptophyta, Magnoliopsida, Poales, Poaceae. The record is from RefSeq and is a predicted model, not a curated record.